Messenger RNA from Durusdinium trenchii, 1399 nucleotides. Lineage: Eukaryota; Dinophyceae; Suessiales; Symbiodiniaceae. The record is from the annotation of a GenBank genome assembly.
GAUGGCAUGGCCAUAUUUGUUACACCGUGCUAAGUUUGCGCAUGGAGAAGAGAGUUGAUCCUGCCGAUGGAGUGGCUUAUACCUUCAAGGACAUCUCUGCGUUCUACGCGCGGCAGUACAGCCAACAGGAGAUCCAGCAGUACUGGAACCAGCGCUGCAAGCCAGUCUUCAAACGCGAGGCUGUAGAGGAUCCUCCUUGGCAACACCUGGAGAAGGCCAAAGUCUCGUUCUGCCCCGACCCCAAGACCCUGGGUGUGAAAUUCACGGCCAUUUACGAGAAGACGCCCGAAGACUCGAAAGCCUUUGCGUCGGUCAAUGCGGGCAACGGCAAAAAGCUCAAGGUGGGUGGUGGCACCAUCAACCUUCAGUUUGCACAGGAGCUCCAGGCUGCAGCAGGGCACGACCCUUAUGCCUACAGCCCGGCUCAUGAGGGGCUGCUGCGGGCGGCCACGAAGUCUGGUUUGAGGGCAGGGCUCAUCCCGGCGGGACCCGGUGUCGAACUGCCUGCCUGGUUGGAGGGGGCCUUCCUCUACUUGGGCCCGACCAACACAGAGGCUGAAGAGGUUGCAGCAGACCCCGGACGAGCUGGGCUCGUGAUCUUGGACAUGUUCGAGAAAAACUCUCGUCCGUACCACGCCCAGAAUGUGGCCAUGGUGUACACCGUGGGACCCUCGCGCUCGGACGAGGCGGACGACGACACUUUCCUGUCGAAGGUCCGCCAGGUGGGGCGGAACGUGGUGAUGGCAUGUCAUGACUACAACGCCCAGCUUCCGCCUGGUGCCUCAAGCAUUGACAAGAUGCGGCUUUGUUUGGUCAGUGGAGGGAAAUUUGCCGGGCGUGUGCCCAAGGAGGAGGUGGCACGGCAACUGGUCUUGGGAGUUCUCGAUGCCCAGCUGGCAGACUCCUCCAGUCCAGAGGCGCUGCCAGAAGUGCAGUUCGCCUACGACACCGAUGUUUUUCGUGGCUGGGCAGCAGAUGGAAUAGCGGAGGUGUGGCUUUGGUGAGAAUUUUGGAAACAUGCUUGUAGGAUCUUGUAGGCUUAUAGGUGGGAUGUGGCUGAUGUGGGAAAUGCUGGAAGGUAGGUCGGUGAUGUUCUCCAUCAAAGUACCCCGCAAUGUGAAAGUUCUUCGGGCAAACUUCAACGACUACAGGAACUUGAUAGGACAAGUGCCCAUACUUCCCUGAGCUUAUAUACUGUAAUGCGUAGCGGCAUAGCACAAAAAAACACCAAUUACUGUAUAUACUGAUGCUUAAUCACACAGAUGCUGCAAGUACAGUAUAUAGGAUUCAGUGAAUACAGUAAAAAAAGGUGCUCAGUGCUGAUCAGAGUUUCUGCAAAGUAAAACAGGCCAGGUUUGGGAGGCGCUCGUCGCGAAGAAGUGAGAGAGAGCAGCGCUGC